AUGAUUCCCAGGGAGUCGAGGACUAUAUUUUCAGCCAACCUCGCUACGUCCUUAAUGUCGACACCUAGUUCCUCGAGGAAGCUCCUUGUUCUUUUUGGGAUAGUUCCGCGAGACCCAAAUCAGAGGCCUCUCACGGUGAACUCUCUCUCUCCGAAGGUCUCACGGAAUUUCUCUUUUAGGAAAGGGAUACAUUUAUCGUACGUAUUCUUCUUUUCCCUUUCCACUUCACCCGCCUGAUCGAGGUCAUUGCUCUCAAAGCGGACAGUUGGAUCCAAGAUCAGCCCUGUCCUUCCUGUCUUGGGAAAUGCGACGAUAUCAGCGU
This is a messenger RNA of Nezara viridula (southern green stink bug), 322 nucleotides long. NCBI's taxonomy places the organism in Eukaryota, Metazoa, Arthropoda, Insecta, Hemiptera, Pentatomidae. The record is from the annotation of a GenBank genome assembly.